GGUGGUUGGGUAGCCUGCAGCAGCAGCAGCGGCAGCAGCCAGCGUUUCGUCGUGGAGGAGGAUUUUACUCUCGGAGAUGGAAGGGAGGAACGGGAGCGCAGCAGCAGCAGCAAUUUCGAGGAGAGAUCUGAGCAAGACGAGAAUCCCCUGCCAAGAAAGCAGAAGAACACGUUCUUUUUCUGCGACGAAUGGCUCGGCUGUACUCUAGUGCGGAUGGAGCUCAAUUCUCCCACAGAGGCGACGUGAAGCGGAAAUCUCCUCUCGAGACAGCACAGUCUGCUGCCUCACUCUCUGCCGGGAUAGAUGAGUGACGGGAGGAUUUCCUCACGAGCGACCGAGAGGGCGAACCACCGAGCAAGGCUCGAGCUGCAGCACCAGCACCAGCAGCGGGCGGCAUCAGGGGUUUCUGAUCCAGUGCAUUGAUGCUAAACCUUUGUCCUGAGGGGAAGGGAGGCGAGCUGCGAAUAGCAAGAGUAUAGAGCCGCGAGACUGAAAGGAAAGGAAACGAAGUGGGAGUGAUUGUGGUAGAGCCGAGCCCGAGGACGAGUGGGUCGACUUUCAGAGGUGCGGUUGAGGUUGCUGCUAGGGUGAUGACGAGAGUGAUUUCGAGGUGGACAGAGUAGCGGCUGUUGCUGUGAGGGCGAUAGAGCGAGCUGAGUUCUGUGAUCGCGAACACGUGGAUCUUGGAAACGAGGGCGUAGAGGUCCGUGGACGAGGACGGGUUGAGAAUUGUCGGGAGAUGUCACGAGGCUUAGAAGCAGGCUCAGAGUGCAAUCAUGUGUGACCCCGCGGAAGGCGAGGAGCGAUAAAUUGCUUCUUUCGGAUACCGACUCAGUUCUCUCGUCUGUCUCGCUGCCAAAGAUGGAGUCCAUGCAAAUCUCAAGAGACAAAGUUAGAAACUUGAAACGUGAAGGAUUUGCCCACCUGAAGCUUUUCAUCAAGUCCCGUUCCGGGAAGAAGGAUUCGUUGGAAGAUAGCUCUAGUACCACAAGCACCCCGUCGCCCGACGUGCGAUCAGUCGAGAAAUACGAGGAAGGCACAAGUUUCAGGAAGAAGCUCGUAGAGAUCGAACAUGAGAACUCUUGGAUACGCAUUCACACUCGCGGGAAUAGACCGCCUCCACGGUUUCAUCAUGCCGCAGCGGUCGUGGGUCGCAAGCUACUCAUCAUUGGUGGUGAGACGGGAUCAGAAUUGCUCAACGAUGUACAGAUGUUCCACUUGGGAAAACUUUCUUGGUCGAGCAUUGGAGUUGGAGCGUCCGCGCCAUCUAAAGGCUUGCCCCAGAAAACAAGCCCUGCUCAGGAACUUCCGAAAUGCAAAGGCCACAGUCUGAUCUCAUGGGGCAAAACCGUAAUCCUUAUCGCAGGCCAGAUGGACCCACCUGUCGAUAAAGUCACUGUUUGGUCCUUCGAUUUGGAGAUGGAUUGCUGGACUAAAGUGGCAACGAAGGGAGAAAUUCCGUCCGCACGUAGCGGCCAGACAGUCACUCGUGCUGGUUCUAUCUUGAUCAUGUUCGGAGGAGAGGAUGCUAAAGGGCGGAAGCUGAAUGAUCUGCAUAUUCUGGAUUUGAAGUCGCUGAUGUGGUUACCCCUGCACACAUCGGGUAACGGCCCGUCACCUCGAACGAAACAUAUUGCCGAAAUGUACGACGACAGAUUUUUGUUGAUCUUUGGCGGAGUGACUCGGUCCAAAAUUUCGAACGACAUCUUUGCCCUGGAUUUCGACACUAUGGAGUGGUCGCGAUUGAAGACGAGGGGUCUUCCUCCGACCCCAAGGGCCGGUCACGCAGGCGUUUUGGUUGGAGACAAAUGGUACAUCGUCGGGGGAGAAUCUCGCGUACCUGGUAUCUUGGAAACCAGUGCUCUAAACAUUUCGCUCAUGACAUGGUCCGUGGUUGCACCGGCAUCACCAGACACCGUGACUUCUCACCAGGGUCUUAGUGUCGUCUUUGUUCAAAGGAAAGAAAAGAAAUUUCUAGUUGCCUAUGGAGGACGUGGUACAGAAGCCUCCAGUACGGUUCAAGUUCUGUACCUACCACCCGCGGAAGAAUCGACAGCCCCCAAAACUUUGGGCGGAUUGCUGGGGGUACCUUCAACUCCCGAACCUUCUCACUCUUCAACUCCGGAGAACCAACAACCUUCUCGUCAACACGGAUCCUUACCCAGUUUGCUGGGCUCGACCAUGCCUUGUGCAUGUGUCAAUGUCGCCAAAAGUAACUUGGUAUCUGUUCUAGAGCAUCGCUCUUCUCAAAAAUCAGGCUCUGGAGCAUUUGUCGAUGACCACCUAUACGACUCCAAUUCCGGGUUGAUCCCUUUAAGGAAGAGAUAUGCUAUCAGUCAAGAAUCUAUGAGAGACUCGUUCGCGAAGAGAUCGGAUUCAGUGAAGUCGGCGGACUCAGUGGCGCUGGAUACUUUCGAGGGAAAAGAGAGGCAGCAUGAAACUGCACAGAGCAUCAGAGGGGAUAUGCAAAGCUCAACCACAUCAGUAGAUUCUGGCUUGCUAAGUGCAGAGGAUUAUCGAGUAUCAGCUCCAUCAGUGCGUCCUGCAUCUUCUGUUGGUGAUGUAGGCACGUUGCCCGGCCAGAGUCAAGCAUCACAUUCCAGGAAGACAAGACCUCGGAAGGAGAGCUUUCGAAGCUCGGAGUUUCCAGAUUACGCGGAGACAUCUAUGUCGGGUUCUCAGGAAGAACAACAGUAUACAUGUGAGCAGUCAGUAGCUGCUUCAUCAAGCAGCGUGGAUUCCAGCAUCUCAUGGAUCUCAGCGGGAUGGCCUUCAUCAUCCACCACAACUUCCAACAGGACGACGCCAGAGUACGAGGAAGACGAGCUAAGCAUUGUUGCCAAGCUUCACAAAGCGGACACUCCUGAGCAACGAACAGCGGAGGUUACGAGACUAAGAAGGCACCACGAGCGGAAAUUAGCAGCUUCCAUCAGGAAAGGUGAAAUCAUCGCCGGUCAGCUUGCUGAAGCUUUGAGGAGUAAGGAUGAGGCCGAGAGGACUCUCCAAACUGUGCUCAGAAGCCGUCAAAGGGCAGAAGCGAGGUUAGCUGCGGCUUUGAAGGAGCAAAAGGAGUUGCACGACUCUUUAGCAGCCUCGGCGAAAACCCGGGAAGAAGUUUCCAAUGCGGCUCACAAAACUAGAGUUCACAACCUAAAGCUUGAACACGACCUAGCCCUUGUGAAGGCUGUUCUGGAGGAUACUCAAAAGGAGCUACACUCAACGAGAGGAGUUCUUAUCGGUGAGCGAACAAGGGCUUUCCAGUUACAGGUGGAGCUUUUCGAUGUAAAGCAGAAGUUGCAGACUUUGGACCCUGGGCAUAUCCAUGUACCUCGCGUUCAACAACCCAUCAUGGCUUGAUGAAUCACUGCCUGUGAUCAGUGAGAGAUGCACAAUCCAUAUCAUAGGAAUGUAUUUGGCCAUUAUAGAGCAUACAAUCAUUUGUUUCCUCGUAGCGAUGUCUUCUUUUUGCUCCGGUGGUAUUGCACCUUUGUCUAUAUACGUGACAUUCAUGAUAUCCGCCCAGUUAUAUUAGGGUCUCAUAAUUUGUGGCUGCAAGGAGUCCAUCCUUGUACAUAGCAGUGCGUCAGAGACGGUUAGAAUGUGUAAAUGGCGAGGACGACAUAAUGGACUCCGGUGAUUUGAAUGUUUUCUACCGGACUUGAGAAUAUUUAUGUAACUUCUUGUUCAUGGUGAAAAACCUGAACCUUCUGUUUGGAUACACCCCUUCUUCUACGG
Marchantia polymorpha subsp. ruderalis is the source of this 3735-nucleotide messenger RNA. The record is from the annotation of a GenBank genome assembly. Lineage: Eukaryota; Viridiplantae; Streptophyta; Marchantiopsida; Marchantiales; Marchantiaceae.